UUUAGGAAGUGGUUUCACUUGGCCAAUUCCUGGAGUGACAGUAGAGUCGAGUCAAGUUUUUGGCGCCGUUGCCGGGGACGGCUAGGUUGUUGAAGAAAAGUGAUUUCUGUUAAUUUAGCUUUUCUUUUUGCUUUGUUUUCUAUGUCCCACUUGUGCCUUCACGGGUUUGUUGCUUGAGUGUGUGCAGGUAGUGCAUGACCCGUAGCCAGUCGGGAGGUUUACUGCCGUUGAAUCCAGAGAUUGACCGCACCUGUCGCCAGCUCAGGAGACAACAGCGAGCUAGACUGGCUACGGAAGAGCGCAUAGACGGCCACCUGAGCAGCGAUUCUGAAGAAGAGCCCGGGAUGGACGGAGACUACAACCAACACCAGGGGAAUCCACAGCAGGUUCCCCCGGUGAAUCAGGUCCUGGGGAACAACCCCAUACCCCAGGAUCAUGGAGCUCAUCAUCCACCGCAGCCGGGUCCCACCUUGGAGUACUACUACACUCCUCGGAUUGCUGACAUCCGCCCGGUCAUCCUCUACCCGCCGAUCCCAGCAAACAACUUCGAGAUCAAGCCAUGCUGGAUUCAGCUCAUCACAUCCUCGAUCCAGUUUCAUGGCUUGAAGGAUGAGGAGGCCAGGGUACAUCUGUCCCAUUUUCUGCAGCUGACAAACGGGUUCAAGCUGAACGGUGUUCCCGAUGAUGCGAUCCGCCUUCAUCUCUUCCCCCAUUCUCUGGCGGGGAAUGCUAAGAGGUGGUUGGAGACCCAGCCCCCAUUGUCCAUCACCUCUUGGGAGGAUCUGGCUGACAAGUUCGUGCACCGGUACUAUCCGGCAUCGAAGACUAUAGAGAUUCAGCGGGAGAUCACUCACUUCCGCCAGGAUCCAGAUGAGUCACUCCGUGAUGCUUGGGAGCGGUACAUGGGCUACUUCUGGCAGUGCCCCCACCAUGGCUUUAGUGAUGCUUUCACUGUGGGGAACUUCUACAGUGCUCUCUCCUCAGAUAGCCAGAGGGUGAUUGAGUCUUUAUGCCCAGGAGGGGAUGUUCUCACCAAGACUCCACCCGAGCUGAAUCAGAUGAUUAAUACAUUGGCUGCCAGAGAUCAUUCUUGGGGGCAGAGCAGCAGAGGCAGACAUUCCAGGGACCGUGGUAUGCACGCCAUGGAGACCAGAUCCGGGCUCGAGCAGCAGGUAGCUGAGCUAGUGCAGACAUUGAAGCAGCCCAACAGUCUUAUUCCGGGCAGAGGCAUGGCUACACCUUCAGUUUCUCAGUGUCAGUGGUGUGAGAGCUCGAGCCACUUAGUAGAAGACUGCCAGGCUAUGAGGGAGUCUACUACCCCCCAAGAGCAGUUGGACUUCAUCGCCAAUGCUCAGCGCCUCGACCCGUACAGCAACACCUAUAAUGAGGGGUGGCGCCAGCAUCCCAACUUCUCUUGGGGCAGUAACACCACCAAGCCACCUGGUUUCCCAGCACCAGCUGGUGGCUUUCAGCAGAGGCAGCCCUAUCAGCCUCGACAGGGCCCAGUUCCACAGCAGCAGCCCUACCAGCCUCGACAAGGGCCAGUUCCACAGCAGCAGCCCUACCAGCCUCGGCAAGGGCAACCCUUCCAGCAGCCCCAGCGCCAGUUCGCCGAGCCAGCAGCAGCUCCAGCUCCAGAUACUCAGAUGACGAAGCUGGAAAAUAUUCUAGCUUCAUUUAUGACGAGCACUCAGGCGACUAUCACGAGGUUGGACCAGAGUGUAGCCUCACUGGAGGCAGGUCAGAGGAACCAGGGUGCCAUUUUGCAGGAUCUGCAGACCCAGGUGGGCAUCUUGGCCCGCCAGAACACCACCAGGGCACCGGGGACUCUGCCUGCCACCACUGUCCUGAAUCCUCGGGAUCCUCACCAGCUCCAGCAGCUUGAUGCCAUCACUACCAGGAGUGGCAAGACCACAUCAGCUGCUCCUGCCCAGCCCAGUCGAGAUGAUCCACUCCCUGCCUCAACACUUCCAGCUGAUACUGCAGACGUGGGGGAAGACACAACAACGCCUGCUCCCAAGCCACAGCCAGUGGUUAAGGAGCAUGUACCUCAGCUUCCUUUCCCCACUCGCCUGCAUAAAGACAGACUGGAGACUGAGUUUGCCAAGUUCAUGGCAAUGUUGAAGCAGGUCAACAUCAGCAUGCCGUUCGUGGAGGCACUGUCGAAGAUGCCCAAGUAUGCCAAGUUCAUGAAGGACCUCCUCACCAACAAGAAGAAACUUGGGGAUCUUUCGACAGUGAUGCUGAGCGAGGAGUGUUCUGCCAUCCUGCAGAACAAGCUGCCUUAGAAGCGAAAAGACGCAGGGAGUUUCACUAUCCCUCUCAUUAUUGGCAGCAUGCAUGUAGGGAAGUCCUUGGCGGACCUAGGCACUAGCAUCAAUGUCAUGCCUUAUAAAUUGUUUAAGAAGCU
Molecule: messenger RNA, 2410 nt
Organism: Linum trigynum
Lineage: Eukaryota; Viridiplantae; Streptophyta; Magnoliopsida; Malpighiales; Linaceae
Source: the annotation of a GenBank genome assembly